AUGAUGGCUAAAUUUGUAUUAAUAUUUGGAUUGAUGGUACUAUCCAGUGCUGCUCUUAAAGAUUUAAUGCUAAAAGAAAAUAAAACACCGAAGGAAAGUUCUGUUUUGCGUGCGACAACAUUUAUGAAUACAUGUGAUGAAUGUCAAGCUCUUAUUAUUCGUUUCGCUGAGACAAUCAAAAAUCCAGAGAAGAUGGAAGAACUGAAAGAUUUAUUACGUAUGCUUUGUCAUCAGACAUUACAUGAAUAUGAAUGUCGUGUAUUCGUUAAUGAAUUGGAACAUUUCCUUCAAAAAUUCGAAAAAUAUCUGAAAGAUCCAAAAAAAAUUUGUGAACAUUUACGUCUUUGUUCAAAUCGAAAAAUCGAUCAGUUUCGUAGAAUCGAUAUGAUUUAUGGUAAAAAGAAAAAUGAAAAUGUAGAGAGUGAUCUAAUUUGUGACGAAUGUCAACUUGCUGCAGAUGAAUUAAAACAUUCAAUUGAGGAUGAAAAAGUUCAGCUACGUUUGAAAAAGUUUAUCUCUGAGGAAAUAUGUGUUCGUUUAGGUGAAUUGCGAGGCAAAUGUGAUUUACUGCUUGAAGAAUUUCUGCCAGAAGUGAUUGAAGAACUUGACAAAUUAUUGAAAAAUACAAAAGCUUUCUGUGCUGACAUUGGUCUUUGUAAACGUUCAAUAGAUCAAUAUGAAGAUACAGAAAAUGAUGCAAUUAAUCCUAAAGAUGUCAGUAUUUUUGCAAACUUUAAUUUUUGA
Messenger RNA from Thelazia callipaeda (thelaziosis nematode), 744 nucleotides. Lineage: Eukaryota; Metazoa; Nematoda; Chromadorea; Rhabditida; Thelaziidae. The record is from the annotation of a GenBank genome assembly.